AGAGCCCUGAAAACGCAGCUGUGGUCAAGAGCAAGUUGCAAGUGGCUGAAACUAAAGGAGGUCUGGUAAACAUCCCGCGUCACUGCCUCACCUUUUCGCGGCUUUUCACAUUCGUGCAACUCUGGAAACUUUCUGCUUCCCAGCCACAACUUAUAAUCUCUUCUUUCUUCAUCUCCUCUUUGCCCAGUUCUUCUGUGGCUCUCCUUCUGCAGGGCACCACCAGCAACCGCACCAGUCCUUGGGCAUCGGAUGCUCUGACCGCCUAUUUGUCCACAUCCACUGUGUUGCUCGCUUCUUUGCCAACUCUCCCCUCUAGACGACCCGCAACAGCCGGUUACCGCUUGUUGGUUAUUGGAGCAGCAGAGAAAAUAGUUAGCCCCCGACCGCUAAAGGCCUAGCUUGGACGCUCCUCCUCAUUUGGCUCCUCUCGUGCCUCUUGGACCUUCUCAUCACCACCCCUCCCUUACCGACACCGAUCUUGCUCCCAACUCGCGGGGUUUUUCUAUUUCAACGUCCGCCUCGCUUUUCGUGUGAUAGCAGCGGCUCCGUUUUAACGUCCCCAAUCAUUUUACGCACAUCACACGUCCAUCAUGUCUGCCGCAAAUAGCAUCAAGGUCGUCGCCCGUUUCCGCCCUCAGAAUAGGGUGGAACUGGAGUCUGGCGGUAAACCUAUUGUAACUUUCGAUGGCGACGACACUUGCUCCCUAGAUUCUAAAGAUGCUCAAGGCUCAUUUACUUUCGAUAGAGUGUUCGACAUGGAGUGCCGACAGCAAGACAUCUUCGACUUUUCUAUUCGACCUACCGUUGACGAUAUUCUAAAUGGUUAUAACGGCACAGUCUUUGCUUACGGUCAAACCGGUGCCGGUAAAUCAUAUACCAUGAUGGGUACGAGCAUUGAUGACGAAGAAGGCAGAGGUGUUAUUCCUCGCAUUGUCGAGCAGAUCUUCGCCAGCAUCAUGUCCAGUCCUAGCACCAUCGAAUAUACCGUUCGUGUGAGCUACAUGGAAAUUUACAUGGAGCGCAUUCGAGAUUUGCUAGCCCCUCAGAACGACAACCUACCAGUCCAUGAAGAAAAGAACCGUGGCGUCUACGUCAAGGGUUUGCUAGAGAUUUACGUUUCUAGCGUACAAGAAGUUUAUGAGGUUAUGAGACGAGGCGGUGCUGCUCGAGCCGUUGCAGCCACAAAUAUGAACCAGGAGUCAUCCCGUUCACACUCCAUCUUCGUCAUUACUAUUACACAAAAGAACGUUGAAACUGGUUCCGCGAAAAGUGGCCAGCUCUUCCUCGUCGAUUUGGCUGGUAGCGAAAAGGUUGGCAAAACUGGUGCCAGUGGACAGACGCUUGAGGAAGCCAAAAAGAUCAACAAGAGUUUGAGUGCUCUUGGUAUGGUUAUUAACGCCUUAACUGAUGGAAAGUCUUCACAUAUUCCUUACCGAGACUCAAAAUUGACUCGUAUCUUGCAAGAGUCCCUGGGUGGUAACAGUCGCACAACCCUUAUCGUUAAUUGUUCGCCAAGUAGUUACAACGACGCAGAAACCCUUGGUACGCUGCGUUUUGGUACUCGAGCAAAGUCAAUUAAAAACAAGGCCAAGGUCAACGCAGAACUCAGCCCUGCUGAGCUUAAGGCUCUUCUCAAGAAGGCUCAAGGACAGGUCACGAAUUUCGAGAGUUACAUUUCGAACCUUGAAUCAGAAAUUCAGCUUUGGCGAUCCGGUGAAGCCGUGCCCAAGGAAGAAUGGGUCACAUCUGCUAAUCCAGAUGCUAGAACAAAGGGUGACGCCGCCAAACCAGCACGACUUGCUGCAGAGAGCCGAUCAGAAACACCUGUAUUGACUGAGCGUGCUGGAACACCAAGCAUCAGCUUGGAAAAGGACGAGAGGGAAGAAUUCCUUCGCCGGGAAAAUGAGCUUCAGGAUCAGCUUGCGGAACGCGAAUCACAGGCAUCUGCCGCGGAAAAGCAAUUGCGCGAGACCAAAGAGGAGCUGACCUUCCUGAAAGAGCACGACAGCAAAAUGGGCAAAGAAAAUGAAAGACUCACGUCUGAAGUCAACGAAUUUAAGAUGCAGCUUGAGCGUCUUACUUUUGAGAGUAAAGAAGCACAAAUCACCAUGGAUGCUUUGAAGGAAGCAAACUCUGAACUCACUGUUGAGCUUGAUGAUAUCAAGCAGCAGCUGCUGGAUGCCAAGAUGAGCGCCAAGGAAACGGGUGCCGCCUUUGAUGAGAAGGAGAAACGCAAGGCAGAAAAGAUGGCCAAGAUGAUGGCCGGCUUUGAUCUCGGUGGCGAUGUCUUUAGCGAUAACGAAAAGUCCAUCGCUGAUACCAUCAUCCAGGUUGAGGCUCUCUACGAACAAAGCAGCACAGGCAACCACGUGGCGCCUGACGAGCUGAAGGCUCUUAAGGCAAAGCUGGUAGAAACACAAGGAAUCGUUCGCCAGGCAGAGCUUUCCAUGUACAGCGGCUCAUCAAAUGACAUGGACAGCCGACGAAGACAAGAUCUGGAAGAACGUCUGGAAACUAUGCAGCUUGAAUACGAGGAGCUAUUGACGAAGAACCUCGGCGCUGAAGAUGCUGAGGAAAUUAAGGCGCGCCUUGAAAAGGCUCACUCUAACCGUGAGGCCUCUCAAGUGGAACUCGUUGAAGGCCUGAAGGCAGAUAUUGCACAAAAGGCUGCCGAAAAUACUCGUAUGAAGACUUUGAUUGACGAAUUACAACAGCACGCUAAAUCUAACGGUGCGGCGCCAAUGGCAAACGGAAAGACCAUUCAACAGCAGAUUGCUGAGUUUGAUGUCAUGAAGAAGAGUCUCAUGAGGGACCUGCAAAACCGCUGUGAGCGUGUCGUAGAGCUUGAAAUCUCACUUGACGAGACUAGAGAGCAAUACAACAACGUCCUGCGCUCAUCAAACAACAGAGCGCAGCAGAAGAAGAUGGCAUUCCUGGAGCGCAACCUGGAGCAGCUUACUCAAGUGCAACGCCAACUAGUCGAACAGAACUCUGCACUGAAGAAGGAAGUUGCCAUUGCUGAGCGUAAGCUUAUUGCCCGCAAUGAGAGAAUCCAGAGCCUGGAGAGUCUUCUUCAGGACAGCCAGGAGAAGAUGGCUGCGGCCAACCACAAGUUUGAAGUCCAACUGGCGUCUGUGAAGGAUCGCCUCGAGGCAGCCAAGGCUGGUAGCACCCGCGGCCUGAGUGCUGAAGGCGGCGGCUUUAGCUUUAGCAAUGCUGGAAGCCGUAUUGCCAAGCCAUUGCGAGGCGGCGGUGGCGAUGCUCCCGCUAACCCGGCGAUUCAAAACCUCCAAGGCGAGGGUGCCACCAACAAGCGAAGCAGCUGGUUCUUCAACAAAGCCUAGAUUAUGGACUAAGCUACGUCGACUAGCUAUGCUCUAUUCUGUAAGCAAGUCGUCGAUCUUUGUCCUCCGCCUUGUUUGCAUAGAUGAUUUGGCUUGCAUUCAUGCACUAUGCACAUAUUGUUGAAGGGAAGGAGUUGAGACUCAAAAACAUUGGGCUUGAUUGCCUUUCCCACUUACAUGAAUUACAAAAAAGCCUGUAUGAUACUUUGUUAAUCGCUCCUUCGGGAUGAGGAAGCGGUUAUCGAUUGGCCACGAUAAUUUGGAUUUUAUUUUGUUUUACCUGUGUAUGAACUUGACGCUGGGCGACGAGACCAACUAAGCGAUGGAGGUGCACGGCGUAGGCUGGAUGGUUUGAAAAUCGGAAUUGGGGCAUUUUUACAAAGAGACAGCACGUUCUUCGGUUGUGUUCUGUCAUUAUAGGAUAGUCCACACCGGUAUAUAGAGAAUGAAGGCAUAUAAUUGACUAAAUGACGCAGUUCUUAUUUGCAAAACAAAACUUGAAUGUAUUGUGGUAGAGCCGAGAUUGGAAUAACAAAAUGGUGGCGAUCUCAAAGUUCGCCGCUGUCCUUGUCAACUCUCUCCAUGAUGAACCACAUCUGCGGGAUCAUGAUCAAGAACAUGAGAGAUAUCAUUCCGAGAAUGGUCGCAAAGAUCUUGGCCUGAAGGAUGAUGAUGCGGCGCCAUGAGGAUGGUGUUACGCUCGACCAAGCAACAGCCAAUGUGGCAUAGCCCUUACCGUCGACAACAGCGGGAUCAACCUGGCCCUGGAACGAGCGGUCAAAGGGAACGAUGGGGUCAUCAUCCUCAGGAAGCAGCGAAGCUUGGAUGCGAACAAGCACAAUCUUGGCAGGGAUGAUAAUAGCCAAAUUGAUGAGAAGGGUGAUGACGAGGACGACGAUGCUCUUCCAGAGGUCUCCAGGGCGGGUCUGCCAGUAUGGCAUCUUGUCUCCAUCAUCCACCAGGGUAGGACCUUGGUAGUUCAGAAUGACAGAUAGUAGCUCCGGUACCCAGCGGGAAAUCUCGUAGGCGACCCAAAAGAUUACCGUAGGCUUCCAUGUGGCGUCAAACGCGCGCUUGAACGAGGGGAGUCUCUUCCAGUUGGAUACGUCCUUGGGGUGAGAGAUGACAAUGUGAAGCCAGGCAGUUGAGAAUUGGACGGUGGUUAAAGCGGCCAACAACGUAGCGAGAGGGGUGAAUGCCUUGCCCAACGCACCAGCGAAGAUACCGAUAAGGAUUUGAUUGAAGAAACUGGUGACCCAAAGGACAAACAAUCCGCGGAAUCUGGCAAAGAAGCCACCAGUCGCGCCCAUAAGGCGAUCCGUGGCACGAAGAGAAGUAGUGAUGGGCUUGCCAUCAGCGCUGGCCACAGCUGCGGCGUUAGCAU
This is a messenger RNA of [Torrubiella] hemipterigena, 4728 nucleotides long. The record is from the annotation of a GenBank genome assembly. Lineage: Eukaryota; Fungi; Ascomycota; Sordariomycetes; Hypocreales; Clavicipitaceae.